UUUCCCCCACGUGGCCCCAGGUUGCAUUUAGAGUUGCUGAAUCGCUUUCCUCCCUCUCACAUGCAGGAAAAACACCGGAAGCGAAAGAGAGAAACGAGUUGGAGUUUAGUUUUUUGUUGUUGCUUUGUUUAAAUAACUAGGAGACACAGCGAUGCACUUCCAAAUAAAACACUUUCUGCGCCCGAAUCUCCGAGUCUCUAUUCCGCGCAAGAGCACACUCGGGAGGACCGUAACAGCGGCGCAACAAUGUGGCGCGAGAGCAGCAGGCUCGCGCGCGUCGGCAGACAUCAAGAAGUAUUUCGCCCCGCAGUGCCGCAGAAGCUAUGCGUCCGACUCGGCGUACAGCAGAGCCUUUGCCUCGGCGAGGGACGACCCCGGGACGUUCUGGGGUGAGGUGGGAAAGGAUAUCACCUGGUUUGAGCCGUGGAGCAAAACUUUACACGUGGAGGACACAGUGUAUCCAAACUGGUUUGUUGGAGGGAAGUUGAACAUGUGCUACAAUGCGGUGGAUCGACACGUGGAAAGCGGCCGUGGAGAGCAGCCUGCCAUCAUUUAUGACAGCCCGGUGACGGGAACCAAACAGAUCAUCACUUUCAGGGAACUUCAGGACCAGGUGUCCAGGUUAGCAGGUGUCCUGGUGAAGAAUGGUGUCCAGAAGGGAGACCUGGUGGUCAUCUACAUGCCCAUGGUGCCACAGGCCAUGUUCACCAUGUUGGCCUGUGCACGGAUCGGUGCCCCUCACAGCCUCAUCUUUGGCGGCUUUGCCUCCAAAGAGCUUUCCGUCCGCAUCGAUCACGCCAAGCCCAAACUGAUGGUAACGGCGUCAUUUGGCUUCGAGCCUGGCCGAAAAGUGGAAUACAUCCCUCUGGUGGAGAAAGCCUUGGAGCUGAGCUCUCACCAGCCCUCUAAAGUCCUCAUCUUCAACAGGCCGAACAUGGAAAAAGUAUCAAUGAGUCCGGAGUUGAGUCUGGACUGGGAGGAGGAGAUGGCCACAGCUCGGCCGCAUGACUGUGUUUCUGUCCCCUCCAACCACCCUCUCUACGUCCUCUAUACAUCCGGGACCACUGGAACACCAAAGGGUGUUGUGCGAGACACCGCCGGCUAUGCUGUGAUGCUGAAAUGGACCAUGUCAAAUAUUUAUGGACUCAGUCCUGGAGAUGUUUGGUGGGCGGCAUCUGACCUGGGCUGGGUGGUGGGCCACUCGUACAUCUGCUAUGGUCCUCUGCUCCAUGGGAACAGCACAAUCCUCUACGAGGGUAAGCCCGUGGGGACGCCAGACCCCGGGGCGUUCUUCCGCGUCCUGUCCGAACACGGAGCCGCCUCCAUGUUCACGGCGCCCACCGCCAUCCGAGCCAUCCGCCAGCAGGACCCUCAGGCCGCGUUUGGGAAAAAAUACCCCCUGACCAGGUUGCGGUCGUUGUUCGUGGCUGGCGAGCGCUGCGAUGUGGAGACGCUGGAAUGGACCAAAAGGAGCUUUGGGGUUCCCGUCCUGGAUCACUGGUGGCAGACUGAAACCGGCUCGGCCAUCACCUCCUCGUGUAUCGGUCUGGGGAACUCACUCACGCCCCCUGCAGGUCAGGCCGGCAAACCCGUUCCCGGCUACAACGUCGCCGUGGUCGACGACGACAUGCAGGAGGUGAAGCCGAGAACCCUGGGAAACAUUGUGGUGAGGCCGCCCUUACCUCCCGGUGCGGCGCUGUCCCUGUGGCAGAACCGGGCUCUGUUCAAGCAGCUCUACUUCACCAAGUUCCCAGGUUAUUAUGACACCAUGGACGCAGGCUUCAUGGAUGAGGAGGGUUUCCUUUACAUCAUGUCCCGGUCUGAUGAUGUCAUCAACGUGGCGGGCCACAGGCUGUCGGCUGGAGCAUUGGAAGAGUCAGUGCUGCAGCACCCUGCAGUUGCAGACUGUGCUGUGGUGGGUCUGGAGGACGCGCUGAAGGGUGUUGUUCCCUUGGCUCUGUGUGUACUCAAGAACGGUGUGCAGAAAAGCAAAGAGGAGAUCGUAAAAGAGAUGGUGCAGCUGGUGAGAGACUCCAUCGGACCGGUGGCUGCCUUCAAGAAAGUGCUUUUUGUCCAAGGAUUGCCAAAAACGCGCUCUGGCAAGAUCCCUCGCUCCUCGUUGGCUAACCUCGUCAACGGCAAGCCUUACAAGAUCACUCCCACCAUCGAGGACCCGGAAGUGUUCAAAGACAUUGAGAGGCGGGUAGAAAAAGCCCUGAGAGUUCGUGGAGCUUGACCUUGAUGAUGAAGCUGAGGUCGGAUACAUAAACAAACUUUUCCUUUUUCUCUGCAACACGUGUGAAGUACGUUCAUGCAGUGAACCGGUGCUGCAGAUAAGAACUCCAAGUAGAGGUGGAAUAAGUGAUUUUAAGUUGAAGGGAUGUCAGUAAGUUUGACAGUCUUUACCAAAUGAAGCACGGUCAAUAUUUCCACGUCUUCUGAAUAAUGUUAAACUGAACUGGACUUGUUGGACUUCUACAUUUAGAAUUACGAGUGAACAAUAACAAAGACAAUUCAUUCACUGACAGUAUUUUUUCUUUUUAUCAUUGACAAUGAAAAUGUUGCUUGCUCACCACUUGCUUUUGACCAAAGUACAAGUAAUAAAUAAAUAAAUCAAUAAAAAUGGGCACAAAAUAAAACAAUCCAUUAUUCGUGCAAAUUGAAGAUGUAAAAACUAAAAUCAAAAGCGUAAGACUUUGUAUGAGUCGUCCAUCAGAGACAACAGGGCUGCACAGCAGGUUGCCCUGGCAACUCUGACGGGAACAAACGACACCGACGACGUGAGUCACAGCAAGCAACAGGUUGGUCGUCACAUGUCACCUCACUGAACAUGUCAGACACAGUCUACGCACACGAUGAGCUAAAGCAGUCUGUCUUUCAGAUAUUUCCUCUGCUCUGUUGGGGGGGGGAGAAGGCCAGCUUGGCUGAGUGUUUGUCCUUUUGUGUGUUUGACAGAACAUACAGUACAACAAUUGACAGGUUCUCUACGAAUGUCAUCCUGCUUCUUUUUUUCUUUUUUUUUUGUUCUCUGAGAAGAAGUUUUGAGCAAACUUCGGAGAGUCUUGUAAAAUCUGUUUUUUCGGCUACUAAAGAGUCCGUGGAGCUGACGCGGUCGUAUCAAAGUGCUUCUCAUUGUUCCCCUUAACGUGUUCCUCUGUAUGACGGAGGAUCCGCAAGAAAGGAGGAUGGAGUUUGUUGUUGUUGUUGUACACUAGAGGGCAGGUCACAUCUCGUCUCUUCCUCUCUGUACGGUGCAGCACAGGUUUAUCAUCGUCAUCAUCAGCACAAUGAAAAAAUAAAACCAUAUGUACAAAAUGA
This is a messenger RNA of Pseudoliparis swirei, 3318 nucleotides long. RefSeq names its product acyl-CoA synthetase short chain family member 3 (gene acss3). The coding region runs from base 152 to 2236 and encodes 694 amino acids. The record is from RefSeq and is a predicted model, not a curated record. The transcript has 16 exons. Lineage: Eukaryota; Metazoa; Chordata; Actinopteri; Perciformes; Liparidae.